Molecule: messenger RNA, 4499 nt
Organism: Alligator mississippiensis (American alligator)
Lineage: Eukaryota; Metazoa; Chordata; Crocodylia; Alligatoridae
Gene: CCNA2
Product: cyclin A2
Exons: 8
Coding region: 96-1289 (397 amino acids)
Biological process (GO): regulation of cyclin-dependent protein serine/threonine kinase activity; mitotic cell cycle phase transition
Cellular component (GO): cytoplasm; cyclin A2-CDK2 complex; nucleus
Molecular function (GO): cyclin-dependent protein serine/threonine kinase regulator activity
Source: RefSeq, a predicted model, not a curated record
GCGGGCUCCUUGAACGCGGCGGCGGAGCGGGAGGCGGCCGGGUACGCUCCGGACGAGGCCGCACGGCGCCCCUUGCGCCCCCCACCUGCGGCAGGAUGUUGGACGAGCUGGACCCGGAGCAGGAGCAGGAGAACGUGCCCCCCGUGGGCAAGGCGCUGCCGCCCGCCGUGCCCCGCAGCCGCACGGUGCUGGGGGUGCUGCGCGAGAACCGCCCGCGCCCGCAGGCGGUCGCGGCGGCGGCGGCGGGCCCGUCGCGCAAGGGCGAUGGCGGGGCCCGGGCGGUCCGCGCGCCGCAGCCCUUCGCCGUGCACGUGGACGAGCCGGACGGGGGGCGGCGCGGCCGGGUGGGGGCCGCCAAGCGCGCCGGGCCCGCACUGCCCGUCGCGGGGCUCCCCACCGACAGGAAGCCGCUGGUGCCGCUCGACACCGCCAUGGACCUCAGCUGCGAUUCUCCAAGUAUUAUGGAUAUAUCUAUAAUCCAAGAUGUGGAAGAAAGAGUAAAUGUUAAUCAUGUGCCAGACUACAUUGAUGAUAUCCAUAAAUACAUUAGGGAAAUGGAGGUGAAAUGCAAGCCUAAAUCUAACUAUAUGAAGAAACAGCCUGAUAUAACAAACAAUAUGAGAGCUAUUCUUGUGGACUGGCUGGUGGAAGUAGGAGAAGAAUAUAAACUACAGAAUGAAACCCUGCAUUUAGCUGUAAAUUACAUUGAUAGAUUUCUUUCUUCAAUGUCUGUUCUGAGAGGAAAGCUUCAGCUUGUGGGUACUGCAGCUAUGCUGCUAGCAUCAAAGUUUGAAGAAAUUUACCCUCCAGAAGUUGCAGAAUUCGUCUAUAUCACAGAUGACACCUAUACUAAGAAGCAAGUAUUAAGGAUGGAGCACUUAAUUUUGAAAGUCUUGUCAUUUGACUUGGCAGCUCCAACAAUAAAUCAGUUCCUUACUCAGUACUUUCUGCACCAGCAGGCAAAUGCUAAAGUUGAAAGUUUAUCGAUGUAUCUGGGGGAGUUGAGCCUAAUUGAUGCUGACCCAUACCUUCAACACUUGCCAUCAGUUAUUGCUGCUGCUUCAUUUCAUCUAGCAAGCUACACACUCACUGGACAAACCUGGCCUGAAUCAUUGUCCAGAACGACAGGAUAUACACUUGAAAGCCUCAAGCCUUGUCUUAUAGACCUUCACAAGACCUACCUCAAAGCAGCACAACACACACAACAGUCCAUAAGAGAGAAAUACAAGAGUGCAAAGUAUCAUGGAGUAUCGCUCAUUGACCCACCAGAGACACUAAACCUAUUGUAACAAUCAAGGGACUGAUGCUUUUUUUUUUUUUUCCUCUCCUUUUUUAAUAUAUAUAUAUAUAUUUUUUUUUUUUAAGAUGUGCAUUUACUCCUCCAAGAAAAUGAUGUAGAGUUUUAAACUUCGUUCAAAAUUUUAGGCUUCCAAUCAUCAUUUCAGAUUCAAUCUGAAGUUCACUUCAGAUUAUGACGUUUGUUUUUAUAGGGUUUUAAUGUAAAUCCUUUGUGCAAAAAAUCUUGUUCAAAAUACUUAGCUGGAGCUCUUUUCUAUAAAGCCAUUCUGUUCAAGUUUUAAACUUAACCAUGCAGACCAACUGUUUAAUCUGAGACCUUAGACAUUUUAUCCUAAAAUGAUUAGAGAAAGCGUCGGAGUAAACGGCAUAUGGAAUAAAAUUGAGUAAGAGCAGCGCAGUGAAGUGGGAAUUCCCACUUCCACAGUGGUCAUGUUUGUCUCAAGUUCUAGUGAACCACUUGAACAGCAACACAGUAUCUGUAGCAUCUCUUGCUAACACUACAUUCUAGUAUUGCUUUGGACGUGGAUUAAAUCUAAACUGUCUCUAAUAGCAGUCAUGCUGGACUAAAUAUCUAAACUACUAGGAAGAUAAAACUUGGCUGAACUGCUGAAGCAUUCCAACCUUGCUUCUUUUAUGGGAGAACACUGAAGUCCAUUGUUAAGGGUUAUGUUCUAACAUUGCUAACGUUCUAGUAUUGUCAGGUUGUGUAUUACAUGCUUGGAAGCUACCAUUAGACAGCUAAAACUGAGCCCCAUGUCAUAAGGUUCCCACCUUAUGGUGUAGGAAAUGGUUCAACUUAAAAUCACAGAGACUAGAAUAAUUUUUUUUUUUUAUAUGAAAUUCGUGCAGGUCUAUUACUAAAAAUGUUAGCUUCCAUAAAAAGUUAUUUACAGCUAAUGUAUGAUAGUGCUGUUGUACUGCUUGAGCAGAACCCAGCUGGGAAAAGUAAACUAUAAGGGGGUGAGACCAGCCACUAGAUGCACCACCUUCCUCUUUUAAAAGAAGACAGUACAGGUGGCCAGCACAGCUUGAUUUUUAUGACGAGUUGUGGGUUUAGGGAUACUAGUUCAUUGGUCCUUCACUCUUCCUGUGAGUAGGUCUUACUUAGCACCUAAUCAAAAUAAGUUCUUGUUUUCUUCACUUCAGUAGAGCACUUUUUAAUACCAUAAAAUGACUAAAUCAGUGUUAGGGCAAAUAUAAACUGACCUUAGUCUGUGAAUCUGUAACACUGCUUUGUUACUUGGUCUGUAAAGCGGUGGCUGCAUGGAAAUGGAUUUAAGAGUAUACCAGGUUGCCAAAUAAACAUCUUGUUACUGGACCUAAUGUCAGUGGUGGUCUCUUGCCUAUAUUCUCACUUGAUAAUGGCAGCUGACUAUCCUAAAUCUGUAUCACCUAGGUUUUGAUUCAAAGCUAGUGCCACUUAGUGUCCUUAGUACACUGUAGAUACAUAACAAAAGUGGAUAAGCAUGUUUGUUUUGCCAUGAGAACUGGUAUGUAAAAACAAUUCCUGACCACUUGUUUUUGUUUCAGUGUAACUCAUUCCAGAAGUCUUUGCUCUGAUACACGUGGGCAUUUUCAUACUUUGUCUAAAAAUGAUGAUGCGUCUAAAAAUGAGAGCCAGGGCAUGUCACUUUGAAGCAUUUCAAAUGGGGGAAACUGGCAUGGAGGGGCAGGUUGUCUAGAAGUUGGGCUUUGCAGCCUAGGCAGAAAGAGAUCAUUCAACUGUGCCCAUCUCGGCAAGAUCUAGAAAGUGGGGAGAGCUAAACCACAAGCUAGGGGAAAAGCUUCAGCUCUGCCAUAUCAACACUCUGAGGACCUAAGUAUGUUAACUGUUAGAAAAUUAAGUGACAGCAGCUAAAGUUAUUAGGCUUAACUAAAAGCCAUAUAACCAGGUGCCAUAUGACCUUCAUAAACCUGUUAUUUCUGCUUAAUUUUAUCACUUCUGCUGAAAGACUAUAGAUGCAUCAGAAGCUUAGUUUCAUACUUCUAAGGUUUUUUUUUGUUUCCUUCCUCUAGCAAAACACUGUUAAGUGCUUAUAUUGGCAUAAAUAACUAACCAGUGUUUUUCCUGAGGAACCAAAAGUCCUCCUUCCUUCUGUGCUCAAUACAGGAAAUGAGCACUAGUAGCCUCUUCCACUUCUGGAUGAGAAAUCAAACAUGGUGCAGUCAGUCCUUAAAGGGAGUAUCCUUUGAUAUUAUUGCAUUAAUCAGUGCAUGAAGACUUUAAAUGUUAAAGGCUGUACAGUUGGUCCUACAAAGCUGAAAACAUCUGCUGCUUGUUCCAGUGUUUUGACAGUAGAACAAGAGCUGUUCUUAGCAUCCCAAUACUACAGGGCACAAAUUCUUCUACUGAUAACUGUCAACAGCAGUGGACUGCGUCAUACUUUGAAGGCUGCUGGGAUUGGCUUUUUUUUUUUUUUCCCCACAGCUCUGCUCAUGAUGUUGCCCUACUUCUAACACCACACGGAUAAGCCCAUCUCUUACUGCAGUGGGUACUGCUGUAUGAUUUUUCUUACCUUCACAACUGAAGUUACUCUUGGCAGUUCUCAGUAUCUGCUGUUGCUUCCCUCAGAGUUGAGGCAAAGCUUUACCAACACCUACAGUAGACAUGCCAUAAUUUGUGCUGUAUAGAAAAGUGCUGUUUCUAGAGCCAACAUCUUCCAGGCUUUUAUCCAAAAAGACACUUUUAUCCUGAGACACAAUGGGAUCUCUAAAGGAGAGAGGAUGAAGGUGGCUAUUACACAAUGAACUUUAUGCAAGAGAAAAGGGCAAUGUGAUGAACUGCAAACGUGUAAAAGGGCAACAUCUGGAGUUCCCUUAAGAAGAGAACAUAUGUCAUUUAAAUGAGCCAAGAGCUCUGGCAAGAAGCAAUUUUCUAUGUUAGAUUUGAAAGUGGCAAGAUUAGUUAAACAAUUAUUUCCUUUACAAAGUACUAGUGUGUCAGAACAGCUCAAAUGGGGAAGAGUAAGACCUUGUGUAAAUUAUUUCUACUCUGCUGUUGUGUAUAUUUUCAUGUUUGUAUUCCAUCACAUUUUGAGUUCUCAGAUGAAAGCAUCUGAGGUCAACUUGUUCAUGAAAGUUUGUUCAUAUUAUUUCUUUCAAGUGGUCCAGUGUUUAGAAACUUUUUUGUACUUGAAGGAACUUUGUGUCUCAUGUAAUAUGUUUACUGAAACUUUUUAAAAAAUAAACAUUAAAAACUA